Messenger RNA from Penicillium diatomitis, 879 nucleotides. Its product is annotated as HPP family protein. Bases 1 to 879 code for a protein of 292 amino acids. The record is from RefSeq and is a predicted model, not a curated record. Lineage: Eukaryota; Fungi; Ascomycota; Eurotiomycetes; Eurotiales; Aspergillaceae. The transcript is spliced from 2 exons.
AUGUCGCAUACCCUUCAUGGGCCGAUGAAACUUUCCGACGUGAGGACAUGGCACGUGGACAUUGACCGGUUCAUCAACCCCUGGCUUCCAGCCCCGCGGCUGCACCGACUGCCACGGCCAAUAUCCCGAUUCCUGGGAUACCGUGAGCGCCCACCGCGACCUUUGGGCAAUGUAGUCAUUGCUUUCUGGUCCUUGGUCGGAGCGUUUUGCGGGGUCGCCGUGAUCGCGGAGGUUUCGAAGCGUAUUCCCUCCUUUGAGUCGCGAGACACACCCGCGGUGGUGGGGAGUUUCGGCGCCGCUGCCGUGAUCGAGUUCUGUGCGAUUCAAUCGCCUUUCGCCCAGCCACGCAAUGCCUUCUUCAGUCAAAUGUGGGCAUGUUUGGUGGGAGUCGGCAUUUCGAAACUCUUCGCCUUGAACCCCAAUGCGGAGCAGUACACGUCGCUUGGAGGAGCCCUGGCUUGUGCACUCACCACGGCCGCUAUGUUGUUGACCGAGACCAUUCACCCCCCGGCCGGAGCCACGGCUCUUUUAGCAGUGACCAACGCACAGAUGGCCAGCCUUGGCUGGUUCUUGUUCCCGGUCAUGAUCCUUGGCUGCAUCUUGAUGCAGGCGGUAGCAUUGAUUGUCAACAAUAUACAGCGGCAAUUCCCUCUGUAUUGGUGGACAUCACAUCCGCUGUCGCGAAGUCAGAUUGCAGACGAAGAGAAGGAGGGCAUCCAUCGCGAGCCCGCCCCGACAAUUCCAGACCAUUAUGAAGAGAGUCUGACAGAUACUCCUCGACGUAUGGUGAUAGAGCGCGGUGAAAUAUUUGUUCCAGAAGGAGUGUACCUGUCAAUGACAGAGAAAGAAGUACUAGAGAAGAUCAGCGAAAGAAUAUAA